Mytilinidion resinicola is the source of this 764-nucleotide messenger RNA. RefSeq lists its product as uncharacterized. NCBI's taxonomy places the organism in Eukaryota, Fungi, Ascomycota, Dothideomycetes, Mytilinidiales, Mytilinidiaceae. The transcript has a single exon. The coding region runs from base 240 to 764 and encodes 174 amino acids. The record is from RefSeq and is a predicted model, not a curated record.
CCUGUCUUUUUUCUUUCAUCAUCGAAUAGCUCGGGACUUUGGCAUUUUGGCUGGAUUCAGCGGCUCUGUUCUAUGGUUGAGUCGCUCUGGUAACAUGGCUCACAUCUUGCUUACGUAGGCGGGGUUUGCCAACUGUCAAUUUCUGCAUUCCAAUUUCAUUUCAACACGCCAACUGUCUCUUUCUGACACCAACUUCGACCUCUCCAACCUCAACGUCUCCAAUACACCACCAGCCCGCCAUGACGUGCUUACUACCGGGCCUCGCAGAUGAAUUACAACUCCUUAUCAUCGAUGCCAUCCAGGACCUCGACGCCCUCGACGACCCCGAUACACAAGGCUACCCCAAAACGCUUCUCAACCUAAGCACCACUUGUUCGCGGUACCGCGCACUUCUCCAGCCGAAUCUCUUCGACACCGUUACACUACGCAACACCGUGGCCAGCGCAGCUUCGAUCCAAGCUCUGGCAGUGAGUGAGUACAUUGAGAACGUCAAACACCUGCAGUUCAAGGGAUCUAUCGAUAUGCGAAAAUUGGCCGCUGUCAUGGAUGGUGUUAUAUGCUCUCGUGGAGGUUCCAUCGGUGUCUACAAGUACCAUCAGGCCGCAGCGGCGGUGGUCUUCCCGUCGCCUGUUCGUGACAUCUUAUCGAAUCUCAGGCUGUUCCCGAAUCUGGACACGUUGACGCUCAGCUUUGGCGUCGGCUUGACAUGGUGGCCCGAACAUACCAAUUGCGGUGGGGGAGAGGACGCAAGAACACAUCCCUAG